Messenger RNA from Xenopus laevis (African clawed frog), 975 nucleotides. RefSeq names its product palmitoyltransferase ZDHHC20-A-like. The transcript has a single exon. The coding region runs from base 1 to 975 and encodes 324 amino acids. The record is from RefSeq and is a predicted model, not a curated record. NCBI's taxonomy places the organism in Eukaryota, Metazoa, Chordata, Amphibia, Anura, Pipidae.
AUGGAAAAACAAGAGGAAAAUUGUAAGAUUGAUAUAGAAGAAGAAGAAAAAAUGGACAAAGAAGAUAUGUAUUCAUGUAGGAGGAGGAUCAGCAGGGUAAUGAUUACACUAAUCAUUGGGCUCCUUGCUACCUGCUAUUACAUAUUUGUGGUGGAGCUGUGCAUAUUUACUGUUCCAUCACAAGAGCUAAAGGCAACCUUCCUGGUGAUUUUCCACAUUUUGUUCCUCCUGUGCAUGUGGAGUUAUCUUCGGGUUGUUAUAACGCCUCCUGCCGUCCCUCCUGAAACAUUCCGCCUAUCGGAGUCUGACAAGCAGCUGUAUCUGAGUGAGGAGAGGCCAGAAGUGCAGGAGCAAAUCCUCAGCCGUGCGGCCAAAAACUUGCCUUUAUAUUAUAAUGUAGAUUCAAAAACACCAAUUAAGUACUGUAGAAAAUGCCAAUUCAUAAAGCCAGACAGGUGCCAUCAUUGUACAGUGUGUGACAUCUGUAUACUGAAACUGGAUCAUCAUUGCGUAUUUCUAAACAACUGCGUGGGAUUUUCCAACUACAAGUUCUUCCUCCUGUUCCUGCUCUAUGUACCCCUAUUGCUUAUAUUCACUAGUGCAGUGUCCCUUUAUUGCUCCAUACUGUUCUGGACUGAUCAACUGCCAAACAUGGAUUCCAAAGGCUCAGCCAUUGCGCUGUUCUGCAUGAGUACAUUCUCCUGUAUAAUCUUUUGUUAUCGGUAUAUUUAUGACCAUUACUCACUGGUUGUAACGAAUGAAACUCUUUUAGAGUUUAAUGAAGGCUUACAUUGUGAGUAUAAUCCCUAUGACUUGGGCUACAGAAAGAACUGGAGACAAGUGUUUGGCAAUAAAAAGAGAUAUUGGUUCAUCCCAAUCUUCAGCAGUUUAGGAGAUGGCUCCUCAUUCCCACUGGGUGAUGCCACAGAGGACAUAGAGAAAAAUGGGACUAUUGACUGCCAAACCCCUAAAUGA